Messenger RNA from Aplysia californica (California sea hare), 2127 nucleotides. RefSeq lists its product as uncharacterized. The coding region runs from base 66 to 2078 and encodes 670 amino acids. The transcript is spliced from 4 exons. The record is from RefSeq and is a predicted model, not a curated record. NCBI's taxonomy places the organism in Eukaryota, Metazoa, Mollusca, Gastropoda, Aplysiida, Aplysiidae.
CUAGAUCUACGUUUUACAUCCCAAUCAGCUCGGAUGUUUGGCUUUGGAUCUCAAAUAAAGAUACCAUGACUGGUGGGAUUCGGCCAUGUCUCAAGGUUUUUUUCCUCGUCUUCAUCGUCUGGGUCGGCAUCGUCGUCUGCGGUUUCAUAUUCCAGUCCCAACUCCCGUCCCUCGAACACACCCCGAUGUCAAACAUCGCCUGGAAGGCUUCCAGUCUCUUUCUGUACCUAUCGGAAACGUCCCGGGUGAGCAAUGGGACGUCGCAAGAAGAGUGCAGUUUCCCGAAUUUAGACCCGUUUGAUCCUGUAAUCAUGCCAUACGUAAAACGCUUCCCGCCCAUCUCGUGCGAGAAAGGAUUAGCCUCCAUCGUAUAUCUCGACAGGUAUUUUUUGAAAGUGAAUAAAACCAAACUCCAGCAGAAAUUUCCAGGCGUGAAAUUCGGAGGAUGCACAUACAGGAAUUUGUACAGAAAGGAUAACAACGAUUUCGAAGUGGUAAACGGUUCAGAAAGUGAGAUGUUUAGCAACAAAAUCAAGUUGACUAUGAGGGAUGAGAAUUUGCUUAUUGGAUGCUUCGACAGUGAGCGCAAGCUAAUAUCCAGAUCGUAUAUGACCGUUGUCCAACUGAAACCCGACGUGGAGUUCAGGUGUGAGAAGGACUACAGAUCGCAUCUGGAAAACUUCCAACCGCGAGAGACUCUCAGCGUCCUCAUGGUAGGCACAGAUGGAAUGUCGAAGCAGAAUUUCGUAAGGUCUAUGCCCAAAACCAGAAACUUUUUACUAAAGAAUUUAAGCGCGUUGGAGCUACGUAAGUACAAUAAAUUGGGUUUAAACACUUUUCCCAAUGUCAUGCCUCUUCUGACAGGCAAACAUUACACAGAAUUCGCCGACGAAUGGAAGUGGGACGAGCCGUUGGAUAAGAUUGACUACGCGUUUCUGUGGAACGAUUUUCGGCGUGUGGGAUACCGCACAGCCAUGUUGAUGGACCGAGUGCAGGUCACGGCGUUCCACUAUCAGAAAAAAGGCUGGCACAAGCAGUUCGUGGACUACAACAACAGGCCUGUGGUGGAGGCUUCUGAACCGGACAAACUGGUGCGUCUUCCGGACAGUAACUGCGUGGGGGAUGUGCCUGAGAUGGCAUUCAUUUAUGACACGUGGACGCAGCUCACUCAACUUUUUAACAACACCCGCAACAAGCCAUACUUUGGAUACAGUUUCAUUUCCCGCCUUACGCACGAUAACCAGAACAGAGCGAGCGCAGGAGAUGAACUGUACCUCAAUUUCCUGUCUGAUCUACAUACCAAGAGGGUCUUGAACAACACACUACUCCUCUUUUUCAGUGACCACGGGGAGCGAUUUGGUCCUAUCAGAGCCACCUACAACGGGAUUAUCGAAGGCAGAACGCCCUACAUGUUUCUUGUAUUCCCGCCUUGGUUCUACCAAAAGUACCCGGGUCUAACGCGCGCUCUGAAGACCAACCAAGACCGACUUACCUCCCACUUCGACGUUCACGCCACGCUGAAAGACGUGGUCCACUUCACCGGGGAAACCCGUUCCAGAAAUAGCAGCCGUCGCGGCAUCAGCCUUUUCGGGGAAAUACCCAAAGGCAGAACGUGCGAGCAGGCGGGAAUUCCCGCUGAGUACUGCGUGUGCAACAAGCUGGCCAAAGCGGACGUCAGCCCUACUGUUGUGCACCAAUUGGCUUAUGAGGUUGUGAAUCAUGUGAUUUCGAAAACGGGAGAAGAGAGGAAGUUGUGCGCGAAGUUGUCUUUGGAGAGCGUGAUAUCCGUGCUGGUUGUCAAUGAGAAUUCUCUUGGGAAGACGAAUGAGACGAAGGAGAAGGAGGAGGAGGGAAAGGUGAAGAAGGAGAAGGAAGAAGACGUUCAAGUAUUUCAACUUUCCGUAAAGACAAAACCUGGCGGAGCGCUGUACGAAGCGACCGUGACAUUGUCGAAGAAGAAAAAAGUCACUGUCAUUGGAGACAUCUCAAGACUAAAUAUGUAUCGAGGUCAAGCGGAAUGCAUAGAAGAUUCGAGAAAGCGGCCGUUUUGUUACUGCCCUAGCCUUGUAAAGCCUUGAGCUUUGUGUUCAUUUGACAGUGCCUAUUAUAAAAACCAAAAACCAAAAC